GUAAUUGCAACAAAAGAAAUAAUAACAUCGCAACUACUAACUAACAUCAAAAGAAACAUAAAUUAAUAUUAUAGUCAACAAAAGAUAAGAAAUCAGGACAUUAAAACAUUUAGUUUCAAAGUCAACAGUUGCGCUUUUGUAGUGCACCUUUAGGGCAAACUGAUACAUUUAAGGGUUUCAAGGGAUACCAACUAUAAACAACACAGAAAAAAAUGAGCAACAGCGAGGACUCACAACAAUAUAUAAGCGAUAUAUUAGUAAAAGAAGAGGAUGAAGCCUCGGGUGACGAAUCUGACAAACAGGAUCAUGGCAUCAUGCUGCGGGAACAAGACCGAUUUCUACCCAUCUGUAAUAUUAUUAAGAUAAUGAAAGUUCCCGUCCCGCAGAAUGGUAAAAUCGCUAAAGAUGCACGCGAAUGCAUACAGGAAUGCGUCUCCGAGUUCAUAUCGUUCAUCAGUAGCGAGGCCAUAGAAAGAAGCGUGGCUGAGAAUCGAAAAACUGUCAAUGGCGAUGAUUUACUAGUUGCAUUUAGUAAUCUCGGCUUUGACAACUAUGUGGAACCCUUGUCCGUUUACUUGCAAAAGUAUCGAGAGUCAAAUAAGUCGGAUCGGAAUUUGUUCCUCGAUACCAAUUUCAUACAGAAUGAGGACUCGGCGACAACCAAUGAUAAUGUAAAGCAGUAAUAGAUUAUAUUUUUUAGCUUAUACUUAAUUUAGGCUAAAAAGGGAAGUGCAUAAUGAUCCAACAUAUAUAUAUAUAUAUACACAAAGAAGGAGAUGCAUGAGUAGUAAA
Messenger RNA from Drosophila willistoni, 792 nucleotides. It is a transcript of the gene Nf-YB, whose product is annotated as nuclear transcription factor Y subunit beta. The transcript is spliced from 3 exons. Gene Ontology annotation, biological process: regulation of transcription by RNA polymerase II. NCBI's taxonomy places the organism in Eukaryota, Metazoa, Arthropoda, Insecta, Diptera, Drosophilidae. Gene Ontology annotation, cellular component: CCAAT-binding factor complex. Bases 213 to 683 code for a protein of 156 amino acids. The record is from RefSeq and is a predicted model, not a curated record. Gene Ontology annotation, molecular function: RNA polymerase II cis-regulatory region sequence-specific DNA binding; DNA-binding transcription activator activity, RNA polymerase II-specific; protein heterodimerization activity.